Pseudopipra pipra is the source of this 1407-nucleotide messenger RNA. It is a transcript of the gene KCTD4, whose product is annotated as potassium channel tetramerization domain containing 4. NCBI's taxonomy places the organism in Eukaryota, Metazoa, Chordata, Aves, Passeriformes, Pipridae. Gene Ontology annotation, biological process: protein homooligomerization. Bases 179 to 952 code for a protein of 257 amino acids. The record is from RefSeq and is a predicted model, not a curated record. The transcript has a single exon. Gene Ontology annotation, molecular function: protein binding.
CACACAGCUGAUACGCCACCUACUGCAAACCCAAGCUGGCAGUCAGAGCAAUGCUAGCAGCAUUUCCAUUCCAACAUCGUUCCGGAGCUGAAUAAAGGUGCUUUUUAAAAAGAAACAUCCUCUUUACAAGCUGACAAGAACAAAGCAGGAUAGCUGGCUUUUUGUCUCAGCUUCAAUAAUGGAGAAAAAAGCAAGCAGAAGGGAAAAUGAAUGCGAAGAAAAAAACAGCAACUCUGAAGGCUCUGAGCAAGACAAGGAAUACAAAACGUCUCUGAUUACUCUGAAUGUUGGUGGUUAUCUAUAUAUCACACAAAAACAGACACUAACCAAGUAUCCUGAUUCGUUUCUGGAAGGGAUCAUAAACGGAAGAAUAAUGUGUCCAUUUGAUGCAGACGGUCAUUACUUCAUAGACAGAGAUGGACUCCUUUUCAGACACAUACUCAACUUCCUACGAAAUGGAGAACUUCUUCUACCAGAAGGGUUUCGAGAAAAUCAACUUUUGGCACAAGAAGCUGAAUUUUUCCAGCUUAAGGUACUCUCGGAUGCAGUGAAAUCAAGGUGGGAGAAGGAACAGCUAGCAUCUCGAGAGACUACUUUCCUGGAAAUAACUGACAGCCACGACCGUUCACAGGGACUCAGAAUCUUUUGUAAUGCUCCUGAUUUCAUUGCAAAAAUAAAAUCCAGAAUUGUACUGGUGUCUAAAAGUAGGUUGGAUGGAUUUCCGGAAGAGUUUUCAGUAUCUUCAAAUAUUAUUCAAUUCAAGUACUUCAUAAAGUCUGAAAAUGGUACACGACUGGUACUGAAGGAGGAUAACACCUUUGUCUGCACCUUGGAAACUCUUAAGUUUGAGGCUAUAAUGACGGCUUUAAAAUGUGGAUUUAGACUGCUGACCAGUCUGGAUUGCUCAAAAGGGUCAAUUGUUCACAGUGAUGCACUGCAUUUUAUCAAGUAAUCACAAAGGCAAAGGACACAGGCAUGCAGCCAGUAAACCUCCUUCAGCUGCAGCCUCCUGGCAUCACAAAUAAUGUAUCUAACUAGCCUUGUACCACAGAGCUCAGCUGCUAAUCAACUGAUGUGAGCUAAUGGUAUGUAAAUCUCAUAAUGACAUCUAUCUCUGGCUUACUUAAGCUGAAUGAAAAUUUUAUGUUUGAAUUUAAUAAAAAUUACCUGUUAACAUUGUAAACACAGAUUGAAUGCUUUGUGCUCUUUGUAAUAUGUUUUCCCACUGCUGUCUUUCAAGCAGAGUCUAGCUGAAUUUUUAUGUACCUGUGUGACUAACAUGCAUACACCUAACUGCUCUGCUGAACAGCAGUGGCAGUAUUUUCACAUAAUAAAUAGGCUUAAAAUAUGUUUUGCUUAUAACAAAUUUAAAAUGGAUUUUAACUGGAAUAAAUGAUUUUGACUGUU